AUGGAUUCAGACAAUUCAGAUAAUUACGAUCAAGAAUUUUGGGAGUUGAUUGAAGAAGAAAUUAUGGACGAUAGUGAUGAAGAACAACAACUUCAGAAUGAACGUCAAUCUGGAAGUUCCUCUCGGCCAAAGAAAAGGACAACGGUAGAUCGAGGUCGUGAAGAAGGGCACAAUCGAUUAUUCAACGACUACUUCUCGGAAAAUCCAGUAUACACAGAUGUUCAAUUCCGAAGAAGGUUCAUAAUGCAUAGGCAUGUAUUUCUUCGAAUUGUAGAUGCCCUUGGAAAUCAUGAUGAAUAUUUCCAAAUGAGGGUUGAUGCAACUGGUAAAUGGGUCUUUCACCAUUGCAGAAAUGGCGUGAAUGAUGUAUUUGGGGCUGAGUAUUUGAGAAAGCCUAACAACACUGAUGUUGAACAUCUUUUACAAAUGGGAGAGUCACGUGGCUUUCCAGGUAUGUUGGGUUUCAUUGAUUGUAUGCAUUGGGAAUGGAAAAAUUGUCCUGUUGCAUGGAAAGGACAGUAUUGUCGAGGUGAUCAUGGUUCAAACAAUGACAUUAAUGUGUUAAACCAAUCCAACUUGUUUAACGAUAUUUUGGAAGGACAUGCUCCCAAUGUGCAAUAUACAAUCAAUGGGACAUCAUAUAAUAUGGGGUAUUAUUUAGCAGAUGGUAUAUAUCUUGAGUGGGCUACAUUUGUCAAGACCAUUUCAAUGCCACAGGGAGAAAAGAAAAAAUUAUUUGCUCAACAUCAAGAAUCAGCUAGAAAAUAUGUGGAGCGGGCAUUUGGAGUGCUUCAAUCUCGAUUUGCAAUUAUACGUGGCCCAGCGCGUGCCUGGCACAUGGAGACCCUCAAGUAUACCAUAUAUGCCUGCAUCAUAUUGCACAACAUGAUUGUGGAAGAUAAACGUCAUACAUAUGGAGGUAAUUUUGAUUACUCUUAUGAUAAUGUGGAUAACAACAACUCAACAAUUCAACAACUGAAAUAUUUAGCGGUCCUCAUUUGA
Vicia villosa (hairy vetch) is the source of this 1002-nucleotide messenger RNA. RefSeq lists its product as uncharacterized. Lineage: Eukaryota; Viridiplantae; Streptophyta; Magnoliopsida; Fabales; Fabaceae. The record is from RefSeq and is a predicted model, not a curated record. The coding region runs from base 1 to 1002 and encodes 333 amino acids. The transcript has 3 exons.